AUGUACAGACUUAUUCUUCGUCGCUCAUUUGUUCCUCAAAUCUCUCAAGGAAGAACUUUAGGAGUUAGAACCAUGGCCAGCAAUAAUAGUGACGGAGACUCCACAGAUCCCACCUUGAGCAACGCAACCUCUGCUAGAGAGCCUCCUUUUUCCAAGCGCGGAAAGGCCAAAGAGAACCAAUUUAUUCACGAGCUUGAACUUGACCAGCUCAAAAAACUGAAAGAGCAGUUAAAAUCCCACCGCGAGAACCUUAAUAAGCUGGAGACUGAAAUCGACUCCAAGUUAACCAAGCAGGAUAAUUAG
Schizosaccharomyces osmophilus is the source of this 303-nucleotide messenger RNA. It is a transcript of the gene inh1, whose product is annotated as mitochondrial proton-transporting ATP synthase inhibitor Inh1. Gene Ontology annotation, molecular function: ATPase inhibitor activity. Lineage: Eukaryota; Fungi; Ascomycota; Schizosaccharomycetes; Schizosaccharomycetales; Schizosaccharomycetaceae. Gene Ontology annotation, cellular component: mitochondrion. Gene Ontology annotation, biological process: negative regulation of ATP-dependent activity. The record is from RefSeq and is a predicted model, not a curated record. The coding region runs from base 1 to 303 and encodes 100 amino acids. The transcript has a single exon.